This is a messenger RNA of Grus americana (Whooping crane), 965 nucleotides long. Its product is annotated as sperm-associated antigen 4 protein-like. Gene Ontology annotation, biological process: nuclear envelope organization. The record is from RefSeq and is a predicted model, not a curated record. The transcript has 7 exons. Lineage: Eukaryota; Metazoa; Chordata; Aves; Gruiformes; Gruidae. The coding region runs from base 162 to 806 and encodes 214 amino acids. Gene Ontology annotation, molecular function: protein-membrane adaptor activity. Gene Ontology annotation, cellular component: meiotic nuclear membrane microtubule tethering complex; nuclear envelope.
UGUGACUACAGAGAUCGGUAGGAACCCUAGUCAAGUAACUUUCUCGGUGAUGUGAAUUACAGCUGGUGCUUACUCCGGGACCUUGCUGCUCGUGUGGAUGCUGCGGGCAAAGAACGUGCCACAGGAACACGCUCGUGGUGUGGGGGCAACAAUCCCGAGAGAUGCAACAGCUGAGGGAUGAAGCGGUGCGCCUGACUGCAGAGAUCAGCACUGUGAAGAAGGAAGUUCAGCAAAUGAGAGAGGUACUGUCAGCGACCAUGCGGACAUCUGACUGGGCUCUGAAAAGUGCAGGGUCUGCCAUCGACCUGCAGAGAUCGUCCAGCAGCUCGGCAUGGCUCUGCAGGGUGUUUUGGUUCCUGUGUGCUCCACCCCAUCUGGACACCUUUGUGCAGGCGGAUGCUUCCCCAGGAUACUGCUGGCCAUUCCAAGGGUCUCGGAGCGAGGUGCUAAUCCGGUUGCCCGCACCGGUACAACCGAUGGCCAUCACCAUACAGCACGCCUCAAAGACAGCCUCUCCGCUGGGGACUGUCAGUAGUGCUCCCCGAGAUUUCACUGUCUCUGGACUGGAUGAGGAAGGCGAGGACGAAACGUUGCUGGGGACAUUCACCUAUGCCAUGCAGCAAGAGCCGACCCAGACCUUCCCUCUGCAGAACGGGAUCCCCAGAGCCUUUCAGUUUUUGAAACUUGGCAUUCAGAGCAACUGGGGAAAACCAGGAUACACGUGCAUUCGUCGGGUGCAGGUGUAUGGGAAGAUUGCGGGAACGAAUGCCAUCAGCCAGACGCAUGUGCAGACCUCCCCUAAUUAAUAAGAAUUAAACAGGAAAAUGGAGAAACAGAGCAGAGAGAUGUGGCUGUUAGUCGGGUGCAGAGCAAUGUCAUUGCAGAGGCCCUCUCAAAGCUGCCAAGUUCUUCCUUUCGCAGGCUGAGGACUUCCUCAGGCUUUCCACUUUCUCUCCCCCACGGGG